Messenger RNA from Musca domestica (house fly), 3060 nucleotides. Its product is annotated as ribosomal protein S6 kinase beta-2. Gene Ontology annotation, molecular function: ATP binding; protein serine/threonine kinase activity. The transcript is spliced from 9 exons. NCBI's taxonomy places the organism in Eukaryota, Metazoa, Arthropoda, Insecta, Diptera, Muscidae. The coding region runs from base 831 to 2252 and encodes 473 amino acids. The record is from RefSeq and is a predicted model, not a curated record. Gene Ontology annotation, biological process: protein phosphorylation; signal transduction.
CGACGUACAUAUCCCUAGUUUCCUCGUGUUUCGUCGUCGUAGUUUGUCAUCAUUGUCUGAAUUUAUUUAUAAAACAACACAAAAAUAUUAAAUUUUUACACUAUACGUGGAAGAAAACUGAUUCGUUCUUCUCGAAAACCCUACGACAAUUGUUAAUUGUGCAAGGGAAACCACUCUGGACAUUGCAUACGGAUUUCCAAUUGUGCAAAAUCGCGUGUAUACGGGCUGAUUUUAGUGUGUAUUGUGUGUUUGUAUGUAGUGUGCUGGACAGAGCCAUCCAAUCCAUCUCGAUGUAAAUUACAAUCAGCAGCUAACACUGAUUGAUUGGUAGUGCUCUACCGCUGCUCCUGCUGCAAAAAAGCAAACUUUCUGAAUUAUCGGAUCCACAUAAAAACAAUUGACUUCCUCCUAAACUGUUUCAGUGUGGUGCUGGUGUAGUUCCGCGUCAACGCAUAAUUGUUGAAUAGAAAAUUCAGAGGUGAUACCAAUUCUCAAGGUCUCUGAGGCAGCUUUUUAGCUGCGCACGCAUUUAGAAAAAUAAAUUUGGUUGUGUUUGGAUCACACUGGCGACGGACUAUCAAUAAACUUAACAACAAAAUAAGUGAAAAAUAUAAGGAAGACAAAAGCAAGAAAGAAAAAAAAUAUACGAAAAAAUAAUUGUCACUGUUCUUUGUUGAGGUGUGUGUGAUUGCCGUGCUUGCUUGCUGCUGUCAUCAUCAACAUCGACCGAGACCGACCAUAGCAGCACGAAUUCAACGUGAAUUCGAUUCUUGCCCUGCUCCUCCACGUUUUAUUACUCUUAACAAAAUAUCUGGUGCAACAAUUGCAUUAUGGCUGACGUGAGUGACGCCAGUGAACUCUUUGUUCUCGAACUCCACGAGGACGAAAAUCCCCGUGAUUCAGAUGAUGAUAAAAUCGAAUUGGACGAUGUUGAUCUAGAACCGGAAUUAAGCAUAAAUUUACAACAAGAAACCGAGGGACAAGAGACUAUACAACUAUCUGAAGAAAAUGUAAAUCCCGGCAAAAUAAAACUCGGACCAAAAGAUUUUGAGCUGAAAAAAGUUUUGGGAAAAGGUGGCUAUGGCAAAGUGUUUCAAGUCCGUAAAACAUCUGGUCGUGAUGCUAACAAAUAUUUCGCCAUGAAAGUCUUGAAAAAAGCAUCCAUAGUCACAAAUCAAAAGGAUACGGCACACACGCGUGCCGAACGCAAUAUCCUUGAGGCUGUCAAACAUCCAUUUAUUGUCGAAUUAGUCUAUGCUUUCCAAACAGACGGCAAAUUAUAUUUGAUUCUAGAAUAUUUAAGCGGUGGCGAAUUAUUUAUGCAUUUAGAACGUGAGGGUAUUUUCCUAGAAGAUACCACAUGCUUUUAUUUAAGUGAAAUCAUUAUGGCUUUGGGUCAUUUGCAUAAAUUGGGAAUUAUAUAUCGUGACUUAAAACCUGAAAACAUUCUGUUGGAUGCCCAAGGUCAUGUGAAAUUAACAGAUUUUGGCCUUUGUAAAGAGCACAUUCAAGAGGGCAUUGUAACACACACAUUCUGUGGCACCAUUGAAUACAUGGCACCAGAAAUUCUGACUCGCCGAGGUCAUGGCAAAGCUGUCGAUUGGUGGUCAUUGGGUGCUCUUAUGUUUGAUAUGUUAACUGGUGUUCCACCCUUCACAGCUGAGGAUCGCAAGAAGACAAUAGAGACUAUUUUAAAAGCCAAACUAAAUUUGCCUGCUUAUCUAACGCCAGAAGCUAGAGAUUUAGUGCGUCGUUUGAUGAAACGACAAGAGUCACAACGUUUGGGCAGUGGACCCGAAGAUGCUGCUGCCGUCCAAGCACAUCCCUUCUUCAAACAUGUCAACUGGGAUGAUGUAUUGGCUAGACGUUUAGACCCUCCAAUUAAACCAUUAUUGCGCAGCGAAGACGAUGUGUCACAAUUUGAUACCAGAUUUACAAAACAAAUACCAGUUGAUUCUCCAGAUGAAACAACCCUUAGUGAAAGUGUCAAUUUAAUUUUCCAAGGUUUUACUUAUGUAGCGCCAUCUAUAUUAGAAGAAAUGCACAGAGCUAAUCGUAUGCCGGCCCGUUCACCUAGACGUACUCCAAGACAAACACAUGAUGGUUCCUAUCGUUUCCAAUAUCCCAUGGCAGCUGCUGCCGCCCAGCGGGGCAUGUAUGCCCGGGCGACACCACCCCAUCUGCAGGCUUUCCCACCACGUCCAUCGCCCCAGGACGAAAUGAUGGAUGUGCAGGGUUUGCCAAUGUCGUAGUGCAAACAUAAAGGCAGCUGUAACUGCAAUUCCCCUGCAACCAGCAACAACAAUAACAAAAGCCGCAACAACGGCAGCCAUCAUAAUAACAUUAUCAAAGGCAAGGGUUAGGAGGAAAGGAAGGAGGACCGAAAAUAAAAACACAACAAAAAACUAUUAACAAAAUUGAAAAUUAUUAUAUAAAAAGGAAAAGUAAUGAUGAUAAAAGAAAUGGCGUUUGAAAUGCCAAUCGACCACACACACAUACAUACAUUUAAAAAAAAAACUAGAUUUAGAAGAUGAAAGUAAAGAAAAACAACAACAAGAAAAAAUUAUACUAAAAGUAAUGUUAACUAUUGUCAGAAUGCUAAAGAAUAUUAGGAAAAGAAAAGUCAACAACAACAUUUAAUAAUAACUUUAGAAUUGAUUUCAUAAAGAAUCAGAGGAGGAAAAGCCAAUGUUAUUAUCAUUGUCCGAAACAAGAGUAACAACAAUGGAGCAGCAACCACAGGUGGUGAUUGGACGGAUGGAUAGGCUAUUUGAGAUGUUAAAUAUUUUGAAAAUAUGUUAUUAAAAAAAAAAAAACAAACCAGGAACGUUAUGUCAAAGAAGCAGAGGUGCUUGCGCCUUGUUUCUUUAGAAAAUUGCUAUGGAACGCCACUCACGACGCCACAUUAAAUUUUUUCCAUAAAAAUUUACAUUACCAAAAUACAAACGUAAAAGAAAAUCAACUCCUAAACUGCUGUUAAAUAUUAAAUAAAAAUAAUGAUGAACUAUGAAUAAAAUUAAAACAAAAUAACCUGUAAUAUACAAUCAAAUAACAAAAGAA